Messenger RNA from Rodentolepis nana, 813 nucleotides. The record is from the annotation of a GenBank genome assembly. NCBI's taxonomy places the organism in Eukaryota, Metazoa, Platyhelminthes, Cestoda, Cyclophyllidea, Hymenolepididae.
AUGUCGGUGCUUAUUGAACUAAUCAAAACACGAAAAUUACCUUGGAAAUGUGCUGAGCAGUGGGACAUCCAUUCAGGGCUUGGCAAAACACACUCCCUAAGCGCUGCUGAUAAUCUUCAAACUUGGCGUUCCUGCAAUUCCUUUUUAAAUUCCACUGACUCUAAGUCCAAACAAUUGUAAUCUUUUUGAACAAGUCCCUUAAAGUUUUCAGUGAAUUCUUCAAACAAUUUUGAAAUAUCGGAGCUCAGUGAAGCGCCCAUCACCCCACAAAUCACAAUGCUUUCCAAAUAGCUGAAGUCUAUGGCUAAGCUCAAAAUUUCCCUGAUUUUCAGAAGUCGACGAUUUGUCCCAACAAGCAGAGAAAAAGGCAGUCGAGCAUUGAAAUCCCAAGGAACUAGUGGAGUUCCCUCAUUAGCAAAAUAUUCAGGAAGUUUGGCUCUAGUGGUUUUGAACUGCACAAAGAAGGUAUCUAGCACCUUUAGUGCAAAAUCAACCUUUUCAAUAGAUUCCUGCGGUUCACCCUUAAGAAUUUCGGUUGAUUCCAAGUAUUUCUUUGUUUGAAUAACUAAAGCACUAGCGGUUUUCUGUAAGAGUACAAUAAAUCGAGAUGGUUUUCGGAAACUUUCGGACUUGAUCCAAGAAAGUGCCAAUAAAUGGAAAAGAGGUGCAAAGUAUAUGGAAAUUCUUUCGAAUUCCAGUUCCUCAAUCUUUUUGAAAAUUCGAUCAAAUGGUUUUAAAUAUAUACACAUUUCUCCAGAUUCGUGAACGACUGAGUCAAUACUAUUUUUCAUUUUGCUUACAGUAGUUGAAUAA